AUGCUAGCGAAUGUUAACGGGCUAGCAGCGCCGACACCACCCGCCGUCGUUCCGCCGAAUCCUCGAGCUGUGGCGAACCUUGCACGUACCGCUCCUCCGACUUCGGAUGUGCUCGAGUGCAGUACGUCUCCGACGAACACUUCUGGUUCAGACGUCUCCGGACUGUCAUCCACAGAGUUAGCCGCAAUUUUACUUGCCGGCCAACAGAAUGCGACAGUCAAACAGGAGUUUCCGGAUGUCAAACCGUCGUACCCAUGUACAUUUCAAUUCUGUGUGAUCUGUCAAAAAGACGUGCACUCCUCGAAACUUCCGUGCCAUAUCCGUCAGUGCCAUGUAGCCAAACCAAUGUUCCAAUGUCCAGCAUGUGAUUUCACCUCAACAUAUUCCAAGAACAACGUCAAAAGUCAUAUGGUCUCACUUCACGGGCUAGCGGGUGAUCCUAUCAGCUACAUGGACAAGUACGCUGCACAAGUCGAUGAGUUCAUGAAGAUGUGUUUCCCGAACGUUCGUGGUCGUGGUCGCCCAAUGCAAGGUCGUUCAUCUCCUCGGUCGCCUACAAGCCCUCAGCAGACGGCGGCUCGGAGAAACAGUCAGCAGAGUUCCGCACUUCGACGACCGUCUAUGGUUCAUCCUCAACACGAGAUGCUCGCCCUACAACAACAGCAAGCGCUUCUCGCUGCUGCUCAAGGUAUGAAUCCGCUUGCUAUUUUUCCUCAAAUGGUCAACAACAACAAUAAACUUGCCGCCAGUGUUCUGGAUGGAAAGCUCGGGCAAUCAGAAUGCAAGGCGCAAAAGUUGGAGUCUGCUGAUUCUCUUGACAAUGGUGUCUCCUCUUCUGGAUCUGCCGAAGAUAUUCGAAAUAAAUUUAUGGGUAGCCGAACGUUAUCGAAUUUAACGUUGUCCAUGCGACCACAAACCUCCCGUCCUGGCGAAUCGCUUCAACCCAGGUACCUCAGAUCAAUUCCAUCGGGAACUAUACUCGAUAAGGAACAGGUCAAAGAUACGGUAUUCGAGGCUGCACCGACUGCAUUGACAGCGGAAGUUGUCGAGUACGUUCGUGAUCGAAUCGAUGACGACUCGUCCCUGCUCACAGAAGAGCAACAGCAGCGAGUUGCCGAAAUCCUCCGGAAGGUGAACCUGAAAAAAUUCGAAAUCGAGUUCUCCAUACACAGUAUUGACAGGCUGGACAUGACGGUACUACCACUGGAAAGGGCCUCGUUGGUGCUUGAAGCAGUGCCGUCAGCAGCAGAUGUAGAACGAAUUCGACGAUUCACUGCAGCGCAUCCAAAUUCGCAAUGGACCGAAGCGGAGCAGUUCGUCAUUGAUUUGGCUGGUAUCGAACGAGCUGAAGAGAAAUUGGCCGUCAUGGUUCAUACCGCUAUGUUCGACGAGACCACCAACACCAUUAGCGAGCAAUUGGACUCAUAUGCAACGUCGGCUAAACUUGUCCAGGAAUCCGAGCAGUUGCGAAUGAUUCUUCAAGCCAUCCUGGCACUCCUGAAUCACUUGAACGGCAGUUCUCUUGAGGAAAAGGUCGUCGGCGGUUUCUGUACUAGUCAACUAGCAGAGGUGUGCUCUGCCCAGCUCCCCGAUGGUUCAUCUGUCCUUCAGACGCUGAUGACUUUCAUCCGUGAUCGAGCGCCGUACGCUUCUGAUGCUGCCGACCUCGUUGAACCGCUUAGUACGACAGCCAAAGUACCGUUCCUGUCCAUAUACGAAGCACUACUGCGUUUGGAUGAAGGCAACCAGCGAGUGCAAGCAGAGCUGGAACUGCUUGACUUCGAACAUCCGGUGCUGGCCGUUCGUCUCAGUGAGAUGCGCCGCCGGUUGGAUGAAGUGGCAGAAAAGCUUGUUCGUGUUAAGGACCAAGUGCUGGUGAUGUUGUCAUAUAUGGGUGAGGCACUCCCACGCACCGAAUCCGAAUUCCAUCCUGAACUUUAUUUGUCAAAGUUAUGUGAUUUCCUUAUCUCGUUACGUCUACAGAAUGAUUUGGACGUCGAGGUGGAGAACUGA
This is a messenger RNA of Haemonchus placei, 2013 nucleotides long. The record is from the annotation of a GenBank genome assembly. NCBI's taxonomy places the organism in Eukaryota, Metazoa, Nematoda, Chromadorea, Rhabditida, Trichostrongylidae.